Aspergillus ibericus CBS 121593 is the source of this 1003-nucleotide messenger RNA. RefSeq names its product 40S ribosomal protein eS12. Bases 167 to 619 code for a protein of 150 amino acids. Gene Ontology annotation, cellular component: ribosome; cytosolic small ribosomal subunit. Lineage: Eukaryota; Fungi; Ascomycota; Eurotiomycetes; Eurotiales; Aspergillaceae. Gene Ontology annotation, biological process: translation. The transcript is spliced from 3 exons. Gene Ontology annotation, molecular function: structural constituent of ribosome. The record is from RefSeq and is a predicted model, not a curated record.
UUGCUUCGUAUAGCAACAUCACGUGACGCUUAGUCAGGUCUAUAGGGCACACAUUUAGCGAGAGGAAGCCAAAAAUCGGCGCACCACCACCACCACUAGUCUAUACAAGUACACCUCGACUCUUUGAGGAUAAUCCGACAUCUCGUCAUAUCAAAACACCAACAAAAUGUCGGACGGAGAAGAGACCCAAUCCAACCCCCCCGUUGCCGCCGAUGAGGUCGAGGUUUCGGCCGACGCUGGCGCCGGUGGCCAGAUGUCCGUCCUGGAUGCCCUGAAGGGUGUUCUCCGCAUCUCCCUGAUCCACGACGGUCUUGCCCGUGGUCUGCGUGAGGCCGCCAAGGCCCUCGACCGUCGUCAGGCUCACAUGUGUGUCCUGAACGAGGGCUGCGAGGAGGAGGCUUACAAGAAGCUCGUUGUUGCUCUGUGCUCUGAGCACAAGAUCCCCCUCAUCAAGGUUCCCGAUGGAAAGAUGCUUGGCGAGUGGGUUGGUCUUUGCCAGCUCGACCGCGAAGGCAACGCCCGCAAGGUCGUCAACUGCUCUUGCGUCGUCGUCAAGGACUGGGGUGAGGAGUCCCAGGAGCGUUCCGUCCUCCUCAACUACUUCCAGACUGAGCAGUAAAUUGCUCUCUUUGGCGUAGUUCCUCUUCGGGGUCAGGGUGAUCUGUGAUUGGAAUCUACAUGGGUGUGUUCAUGUGCAAGGGAAUAAGAAUAUGGUUGAUGGAUUGAGGAUUGUGAAUUUGGUUUUACGGUGCUUGGGUUUGUCGGUCUUCACUUUUGUUUGUCACUCUGGUUUGAGUGCGGAUGGGAGUGGUUCUUGUUCUCGGUGUGUGUGUGGAUGCGUGCGCCCUGCGCCUCUGCUUAUUGUGGUGGGGGUGGUUGCUGGGCUGGGCUGGCUGGUUUGUUGUAUAUGAUAAAUGGCUGGUUUGGUCUGGUGGUGUGGAAUCCAAUUGAGAUUAUGGGCUCUGGACUUUUUCUUUCUAUGUUUUUUUGUCUUUGGGACGUA